Molecule: messenger RNA, 1306 nt
Organism: Strongylocentrotus purpuratus (purple sea urchin)
Lineage: Eukaryota; Metazoa; Echinodermata; Echinoidea; Camarodonta; Strongylocentrotidae
Product: testis-specific serine/threonine-protein kinase 1-like
Exons: 1
Coding region: 67-1011 (314 amino acids)
Biological process (GO): protein phosphorylation; intracellular signal transduction; microtubule cytoskeleton organization
Cellular component (GO): cytoplasm
Molecular function (GO): tau-protein kinase activity; protein serine/threonine kinase activity; ATP binding
Source: RefSeq, a predicted model, not a curated record
GACUGAAUCAAGAGGUAAAUAAUCAGAUAUUUCAAGAAAAGGAAAAAAAAAGUAAAUGAAACCAUAAUGCAGAGUUCAGUAAAAUCCCUUGGUUUGAAAAUCCGAUCUAUUGGUAAAAAUCAAACAUCCCAACCAGCAGGAGCCGUCACACCAGAACGAGCUUCUCCGAACAAUGCUGUUAAUGAUGGCACUGUGAUGUUAAGCCAUGGAUUCUGUCUGGCACACAAACUCGGCUCUGGUAGCUACUCCAAGGUACGAAUGGCCGUGCACAAGACAACCCGUAAGCGUGUCGCCGUCAAGAUCAUUGACCGAAGACGAGCACCUCGCGAUUACCAAGAUCAUUUUCUCCCUAGAGAACUGGCCGUCAUUCGUCAGCUUCAGCAUCCUAAUGUUCUCCGCACCUAUGAGUGGUUUGAACAAAAUCAAAAAGUUUAUAUGGUUUUAGAAUUAGCGGAAUCUGGUGAUGUUUUGGAGUAUAUCCGCACGGUCACCAAGGGUGCCGUCCCCGAGGUUCUUGCGAGAAAAUGGUCUCUCCAGACUGGAAGAGCUCUUCUCUACAUGCAUGGGAUGGACGUGGUACAUCGCGACGUAAAGUGUGAAAACCUUCUGCUUGAUCGCUGCAACAACAUCAAACUCACUGACUUCGGCUUCGUGAGGUCAGUCGGGAAGGGUAGCCUAAGCAAGACCUUCUGUGGAUCUGCGGCUUAUGCUGCUCCUGAGAUCAUCCGCUCCGUGCCUUAUUGUCCUUUAAAGAGUGACGUGUGGGCUUUGGGCGUGGUCAUCUACAUCCUAGUUGUUGGAUGCAUGCCCUUCGGAGAUGACGUCAAGAACAUCAAGAAAAUUCUACACCAGCAGUAUUCAGGAGCACACUUUGACGCCAGCAAGAACACUGCCGUCAGAGACGAGUGCCGGGACCUGAUCAGAAGCAUGCUGACCAUAUCCCCUAAGGCCAGGCUUACACUAGGAGAGGUGAUGGAGAGCGAGUGGCUUAAUCAAGUUCAAAUUUCUUAGAGCAAACUGAAAGAAAAUGAUAUUAGAAGGACUUCCGAUUUCGGUCUAUAUAUUGACCAAGAGAAUAACAAGUUUAUGUUUAUUUCUCGUUUGGUAUCUGGAUAAACUCUGACUUGUCAAACUGAAAUUGAUAUCAACAAUUCUUUGAACGAACACCAAUGCAGCAUGGAUCGGAGAUAUGUUUCGUGGACGUGAAAUUUACUGACAUUUAACAUGGAUAAUAACUAACUUUGGGUUUGGUGAAAAAAGGUUAUCGACAAAAAUAUUCAAUGAAUUACAUGAAAAGAAAAAAAAA